AUGUAUACUGUAUUUUAUUACGCAAGGAGAGCUGGCGGCCCAAAGCAUGAAUUGAGAAUGAGAAAUAGUGAAUUUAUGCAUAAAAAAAUACGAAGAAGUCUCGGUCCAUUACUUGCCAUUUCACUAUGUCCAUUUAAACCUGGAACACCUGUUAUGCUUUGAUUAUUCGUCGUAUAAUCUACAGGCAAUUCAUGCUGGACACCCACAAUGAGGA
Molecule: messenger RNA, 214 nt
Organism: Acanthoscelides obtectus
Lineage: Eukaryota; Metazoa; Arthropoda; Insecta; Coleoptera; Chrysomelidae
Source: the annotation of a GenBank genome assembly